This is a messenger RNA of Punctularia strigosozonata HHB-11173 SS5, 656 nucleotides long. RefSeq names its product actin-like protein ARPC3. Gene Ontology annotation, biological process: Arp2/3 complex-mediated actin nucleation; actin filament polymerization. Gene Ontology annotation, cellular component: actin cytoskeleton; Arp2/3 protein complex. Lineage: Eukaryota; Fungi; Basidiomycota; Agaricomycetes; Corticiales; Punctulariaceae. The coding region runs from base 37 to 549 and encodes 170 amino acids. The transcript has 7 exons. Gene Ontology annotation, molecular function: actin filament binding. The record is from RefSeq and is a predicted model, not a curated record.
CGCGCGAUCACUUGCUUGUUGCGCAACCGAACCGCCAUGUCGAACGUUCUGAGGCCAUACCUCGCCGCAGUGCGAUCAACCCUGACGGCUGCGUUGACUCUGGAAGAUUUCUCGUCCCAGGUUGUGGAAAGGCACAACAAGCCGGAAGUUGAGACCAGAGGAUCGAAGGAAGUCUUGCUCAACCCAAUGACAAUAUCUCGAAACGAGAACGAGCGCGUGCUUAUUGAGCCCUCAAUCAACUCCGUGCGGAUGAGCAUCAAAAUCAAGCAAGCAGACGAAAUCGAACAGAUCUUGUGUCACAAGUUCACCAGAUUCAUGAUGCAGCGCGCAGAGAGCUUCAUCGUGCUCCGUCGAAAGCCUGUACAGGGAUACGACAUAUCCUUCCUCGUCACGAACUUCCAUACGGAGAACAUGCUCAAACACAAGAUCGUCGAUUUCAUCAUACAGUUCAUGGAAGAAGUCGACAAAGAAAUCAGCGAGAUGAAACUCAGCCUCAACGCUCGCGCGCGUGUGGUCGCGGAGUCCUACCUCACGGCUUUCAACUCCUAAUGGCCUUCAUCCCGUGGUCACAACAGACUUUAGCAUUUUCGGACCAAUGUAUGACUAUCACACGUGUAAUACACGCACUCUGCUGGCAGAAAUUCGCUGUGUGUUCC